This is a messenger RNA of Haemonchus placei, 1242 nucleotides long. The record is from the annotation of a GenBank genome assembly. NCBI's taxonomy places the organism in Eukaryota, Metazoa, Nematoda, Chromadorea, Rhabditida, Trichostrongylidae.
AUGAUCAGAACUCGGAGAAAAUAUGUGUUGAAAACUGGUGGAUUCCUGAUAAGUGCUAGCGAACUGUGCAUUACUGCGACCCACCUUGAUCGUGCAGUGGCUGUGGACCCGUCAUGUUUUGAGCUGUUACACAUGAGAGGAAGAUUUUCCUAUCAGGCUGAACAGCUGCGACCAGGCAUAACAGAGAACAGGUUGUAUCUUGGGCGGGUGUUGUACGCAAAAGGAGAUUAUGCUGAAGCGAAGAAAUGGCUUAUUGAGGCAGCUAAAGCCACCUGCGACGAUGAUGAACCGGUUGAACGUGAGCAUAUCAGGGCAGCACGAGAAAUGCUCCAAUUGAAAAUGAAAAGGAAAUUACUCCAUCCGAACAGCUCAGACACAUUCGAGAAUCGUAAGCGGGUAAAAGAAAUCCUUGGUUCGCUGAAUCUUCGUGUCCGUAACCUACAUCGAGCUGGAGCUGGAAAAGGACCUUCGACGACGCCAAUUCCAACUCCUGAUUUGGGACCGAAGAAUAACUUUACGGAUUUGACUUCAGAAGCCCAUCCAGAAAUCGCUGAUUGGAUGUUUGAGGGCGAUAUUGCACUCACACCGGAACAAGCGGAGGCCCUCGUACGUGGAGGGAACGACGCCUUUGCUGUAAACCCAAACAUACAUACGAUACAGACGCUCAAGCCGGAAUAUCAGAACACUUUGGGACAACGAGAACAGCCGGCUUUUUCGGAUGUUCGAAUGAUGAAUUGGCUCUACAACUGUUCCAGUCUCUGUGUGAAUACACCGGUACCAGCCUGCCGCUCACCUGGCUUCCCAAAUCCACGGAACUGUUACGAAUGCAUAUGCCCAAGAAUGUUCGCAGGGUCAACCUGCCAAAAUUUACCCACCGGUACAGCACCCAACUGCAAUGGAAAAGUUGUCGAGGCUACCUCCACAUCGUGGACUACGCUGAAUGGUGUAGCCGGUAAUCCAAACAGCUAUUCGACUUCAUCAACUCCCACCGACUGCUACUGGCAUAUCUCCGCACCAGCUGGACGAAAGAUCCAGAUAAGACUAAGCUCCCCUCCGAGUAAUUGCAUGGAAGGCUGCCCAUGGCAAGCAAUCGAAAUCAAUCUUGGUAAUUUCGACCUCUACGGAAUCAUAGUAUGCUGUUCGUCUUCACAAGUCUACACUUCGGUCGACAAUCUAGUAGGCAUCCGUGGAAGAAUUCGUUACAAUCAGCUCAAAUUUGGACUCGACUACCGUAUUGUCUGA